This is a messenger RNA of Cuculus canorus (common cuckoo), 3493 nucleotides long. RefSeq names its product ribonucleotide reductase catalytic subunit M1 (gene RRM1). Lineage: Eukaryota; Metazoa; Chordata; Aves; Cuculiformes; Cuculidae. The transcript is spliced from 20 exons. The coding region runs from base 269 to 2527 and encodes 752 amino acids. Gene Ontology annotation, molecular function: ribonucleoside-diphosphate reductase activity, thioredoxin disulfide as acceptor; ATP binding. The record is from RefSeq and is a predicted model, not a curated record. Gene Ontology annotation, cellular component: ribonucleoside-diphosphate reductase complex. Gene Ontology annotation, biological process: deoxyribonucleotide biosynthetic process; DNA replication.
GCGAGUGCAGAAGCGGCGCCAUGCACGUCGUGAAGCGGGAUGGACGCCAGGAGCGCGUCAUGUUUGACAAGAUCACCUCGCGCAUCCAGAAGCUCUGCUAUGGCCUUAACGCCGACUUUGUCGAUCCUGUUUGCAGAUGACACCAAGCUGAGUGGUGUAGUUGCCACACCGGAAGGACAAGAUAUCAUCCAGAGGGACCUGGACAGACUGGAGAAGUGUGGCUGUGAGAACCUCAUGAAGUUCCAUAAGGCAAAGUGCACAGAUCACUAUGAAAGUGAUCCAGGGGCUCUACAGUGGCGUCACGACGGUGGAGCUGGACACGCUGGCAGCUGAAACGGCUGCCACCCUCACCACCAAGCACCCUGACUACGCCAUCCUGGCUGCGAGGAUCGCUGUGUCCAACCUGCACAAGGAGACAAAGAAGGUGUUCAGUGACGUAAUGGAUGACCUCUAUAACUAUAUAAACCCGCACAAUGGGAAGCACUCCCCCAUGAUCUCCAAGGAAACUCUCAACAUUGUUUUGGCCAACAAAGACCGCCUCAAUUCUGCCAUCAUUUACGAUAGAGACUUCUCCUACAACUACUUUGGCUUUAAGACUCUGGAACGCUCGUACUUGCUGAAGAUCAACUCAAAAGUUGCGGAGCGUCCCCAGCACAUGUUGAUGAGGGUGUCGGUGGGGAUCCACGGGAAUGACAUUGAUGCCGCCAUUGAGACGUACAACUUGCUCUCCGAAAGGUGGUUCACCCAUGCCUCCCCCACGUUAUUCAACGCCGGCACCAACCGGCCUCAGCUCUCCAGCUGCUUCCUGCUAUGCAUGAAGGAUGACAGCAUUGAGGGAAUCUACGACACGCUCAAGCAGUGUGCGCUGAUCUCCAAGUCUGCUGGUGGGAUUGGCCUUGCCGUGAGCUGCAUCCGAGCCACAGGCAGCUACAUUGCUGGGACGAAUGGGAAUUCCAAUGGCCUUGUUCCAAUGCUGAGAGUCUACAACAACACCGCCCGUUAUGUGGAUCAAGGAGGCAACAAGAGACCUGGGGCUUUUGCCAUCUAUCUGGAGCCAUGGCACUUGGACAUCUUCGAGUUCCUUGACCUAAAGAAGAACACCGGGAAGGAAGAGCAGCGAGCCAGAGACCUUUUCUUUGCCCUCUGGAUUCCUGAUCUCUUCAUGAAGCGGGUUGAAACCAACCAGGAUUGGUCCCUAAUGUGUCCGAAUGAGUGUCCUGGCCUGGAUGAGGUGUGGGGAGAAGAGUUUGAGAAGCUGUAUGAGAGUUAUGAGAAACAAGGCCGGGUGCGCAGAGUGGUGAAGGCCCAGCAGCUCUGGUACGCAAUCAUUGAGUCUCAGACAGAGACCGGCACGCCCUACAUGCUUUACAAGGACUCCUGCAACCGCAAGAGCAACCAGCAGAACCUGGGAACCAUCAAAUGCAGCAACCUCUGUACGGAAAUAGUGGAGUACACCAGCAAAGAUGAGGUUGCAGUUUGUAACCUGGCCUCCAUCGCGCUGAACAUGUACGUCACGUCAGAGCACGUGUAUGAUUUCAAGAAGCUGGCGGAGGUCACCAAAGUUAUUGUGCGAAACCUCAACAAAAUCAUUGAUAUCAACUAUUACCCCGUGCCAGAGGCCGAACGCUCCAACAGGCGCCACCGUCCCAUUGGCAUCGGCGUGCAGGGCCUGGCAGAUGCCUUCAUCCUGAUGCGCUACCCCUUUGAAAGCGCCGAGGCCCAGCGUUUGAACCAGCAGAUCUUUGAGACAAUUUACUAUGGUGCUUUGGAAGCAAGCUGUGAACUUGCUAGGGAGCAAGGGCCAUAUGAAACUUACGCAGGAUCUCCUGUCAGCAAAGGGGUUCUCCAGUACGACAUGUGGAGUGUCACUCCCUCUGACCUCUGGGACUGGAAGGCGCUAAAGGAGAAGAUUGCAAAAUAUGGUGUCCGAAACAGCCUCCUCAUUUCUCCCAUGCCGACUGCUUCUACUGCCCAGAUCCUGGGCAACAACGAAUCCAUAGAGCCCUACACCAGUAACAUCUACACGCGCCGAGUCCUCUCUGGCGAGUUCCAGGUUGUGAACCCACACUUGCUGAAAGACCUCACAGAGAGGGGCCUGUGGAACGAGGAGAUGAAGAACCAUAUCAUUGCCCACAACGGCUCCAUCCAGAACAUCCCCGAGAUUCCUGAUGACUUGAAGCAGCUCUACAAGACUGUGUGGGAGAUCUCCCAGAAGACUGUCCUGAAGAUGGCAGCGGACAGAGGUGCCUUCAUUGACCAGAGCCAAUCUCUCAACAUCCACAUCGCGGAGCCCAACUAUGGAAAACUCACCAGCAUGCACUUCUACGGGUGGAAGCAGGGCCUGAAGACUGGGAUGUACUACCUGAGGACAAAGCCUGCUGCCAACCCCAUCCAGUUCACCCUCAACAAAGAGAAGCUCAGGGAGCGGGAGAAGGCCUCCAAGGAAGAGGAGGAGAAGGAGAGGAAUAAAGCCGCCAUGGUGUGCUCCCUGGAGAACCGGGAUGAGUGUUUGAUGUGCGGCUCCUAAUGGAUCCACCUUGUGGCGCCAGCAAAGCCGUUCCACCUGGCUGGAGUCCAUCGGGAAACGUAGUGUGGAGGGUAACUCCAAGACAUGGAGGCAGGAGGGGCGAUGCCAGUAGUGUUGUAGCUUCCCCACCAACUGGGGCUGGUGCGCAGGGAUGGGAUUAAGAAGUUUCUGCUUUAUUGCUGGGAUUCCAGAAAACCUAAGUGCUCUUGCGUGGUCUCACACUGAACCCUGGCCUUUUCCUGGACAGAAGGGAAAGUCCUAACACCUCUUCCCUUCAAGACCUGUCCGGGGCUUUCAGGGAGCUCUUAUUUACCAAGGACAGUAACUCCCAUCUCGGAGAAUAGAGCAGACCUGGCUGAGCUCCUUUGCUCCAGAGAGAGAGCUAGAAAAACGUCCCUGCGUGGUACUCUUGUCUGUCGGGGCAAAGGAGUCGUUUCUGCUGCACUCGGAAAGCUGGGGGGUGUGUGGUCUGCCCGUGGGAUCCUGCUGCCGCCAGAGCUUGCCCUCCUUGUCUGCUCAGAUUCCCUUUCCAAACAGCUCUUUAAAGGCAUGGGCUAUGCAUUCCUGCCCAGAGCAUUCACCAUCCCCAUCCAGGCUGGCAGGAAUGGGUAAAAUCUGCUUUUUGGGGUCUGAGCAGGAGCUGGCAGCAUGUAUUAAAAUGCUGCCAUGUGUUUUAUCCCAUACGGAAACUCUGCUCCAUGUUAUCAGCCAGUUUGGGAAGGGGUUUCCAUGCUGUUCAUGGCUGGAAAACCUUCCACAGCACACACCCCAUCUUGUUUUCCGAGAGCUGCAUUUCUCCACCCCCACUCGGUAUGAUUUGAUCUAUAUUUUUCCUUAUCCCUGUGCUUAACUCCCUACCCUGGCGUGAUGGGGCUCCAUCAUCCAGCCCUUUGCUAUUUGUUGGAGUCAAGUACCAGACAGCCCGCUAACCCCGCCACACACAAUAAAAGGUGGAACAUCAAAGGG